Molecule: messenger RNA, 609 nt
Organism: Penicillium waksmanii
Lineage: Eukaryota; Fungi; Ascomycota; Eurotiomycetes; Eurotiales; Aspergillaceae
Exons: 6
Coding region: 1-609 (202 amino acids)
Molecular function (GO): hydrolase activity
Source: RefSeq, a predicted model, not a curated record
AUGUCAGUUCCCAUUCACCCAGAUUGGGUGCUGCUUGAACAAGGUCUUGGAUCUCGUCCCGUUUUGCUCAGCAGCAUUGAAGAAAUAAGAGAAGCUUCCAACCACAUCGCGGAUAACUUGAAUCCUACUUACCCUGUGCUAAAUCCUAAGCCUAGGAUCGUAGAAGAACGUGCUACCGAUUCGGGACUUCGUGUUCGAGUGUUCACGCCAGAAGUAGCUACUCAGGACCCACUGCCAGUCGGUGUUUACGGAGGUUGGGCUUCUGGAAGCAUCGAAGCGGAAGAGGCAACAUGCAUCCACGUUGCGGUUCAGGUCCCCUCCAUUAUAAUCGCGGUAGCCUACCGUCUUGCUCCUGAAUUCAAAGCCCCAGCUGCGCACAAUGAUGCUGUAGACGCACUCAUUUGGGCAUGGAAGAAUGUUUCUGGUCUGGGUGGAGACCAAACAAGACUAUUUACAAUAGGAGGUUCUGCAGGAGGAAACCUGGCUAUUUCCGUCGUUUUGAAAACCCUCGAUCAAGAGAUAAAUGUUACGGGCAUCGUUGCAAUCGUACCCGUCACCGUGCAUCCAGACGGUGUGCCUUCAAAGCACAGAUCUGCGUACAAAUCCUAA